This is a messenger RNA of Durotheca rogersii, 1130 nucleotides long. RefSeq lists its product as uncharacterized. Gene Ontology annotation, molecular function: serine-type endopeptidase activity. The record is from RefSeq and is a predicted model, not a curated record. The transcript is spliced from 2 exons. The coding region runs from base 89 to 910 and encodes 273 amino acids. NCBI's taxonomy places the organism in Eukaryota, Fungi, Ascomycota, Sordariomycetes, Xylariales, Xylariaceae.
AGGUCACCGGCGGAAGAUACGCGAAGAUCUGCGAUGGGCCAGCAGCUGUCGCAAUAACCUGGGGCUCUGAGAUAAUACCAUCGACAUAAUGUCCUUCACAAAUGCGCCAGUGACGCGCAGCCUCGUCUACGGGCUGGUUGGAGUGUCGAUAGCUGCCAGCCUACUCGAUAUCAAGCAUUACUUCUAUAUCCUGGUCGACCUCCAUCUGUGGCGAUUCCACCAGAUAUGGAGGCCCCUUAUAUACCAGCUUUGCUACACCAAUUCGUCCGAGGUGCUGUUCGCUGCCAUGACGCUAUACAACCUACGAGUGGUCGAGAGAAUGUGGGGUUCGAGGAAAUAUGCCACCUUCGUCUUCAUCGCCUUGCUAUUUACAAGCGUUCUCCCCCCCGCAAUAUUGGCCCUCGUUUUAAGGCCCUUAACGCUGGGCCUCUUCAACUUCCUGCCUGCCGGACCGACGCCCAUAAUCUUCGCUGUCCUAGCCCAAUACCACGCCAUGGUACCUCCCAUAUAUCGAUACAAGAUAGCGACGUCCACAUCCACGCCGACGGACGACCCGACCUCGGGCAUCACCUUCUCCGACAAAUCGUAUCGGUACCUUCUCGCCCUCCAGCUAGCGCUCUUCCAGUGGCCCGGAUCGGUAUUUGGCGCGUUGAUCGGCUGGGUGGUGGGCUACUCGUGGAGAAUGGAGGUUCUUCCACGCUCGUUGAUACGAUGGCGACUGCCCGGAUGGGUGGUGGGAAUGCGGACGCAGAGGCGGAGCCAAGAAUUCGAAGGGUUGCGGAGGAGGCUAGAGGGAGAGGGUGCGUCAACGGGCGCAGCGACGGGAGUACAGGGUCAGGCCGACUCGGAAGGGGGAAGACGCAGAGCAACGGGUCAACAGGUUUUGGAUCAGUUCCACCGAGCAUUUUAGGACUAGGAAGCGGACGGGCUAGAAAGCGUCAUUUUUCCCCCUUCUUUUGUCGGGUUUGUUGCACUACUAACUAGAUUUCCCUCUUGCAUUCUACCCCUCCCCCUUACCCGCGACCUUGCUACUGCGACGCAGGCUUGCGGCGAAUCGGUUGUCGGGAUAUUAGCCCCGGCUGUUCGGUAGGUGUCGUGAGUAAGUUGGUCGUGGCUAUGUGCUGGCCAUG